Molecule: messenger RNA, 1846 nt
Organism: Aspergillus ibericus CBS 121593
Lineage: Eukaryota; Fungi; Ascomycota; Eurotiomycetes; Eurotiales; Aspergillaceae
Product: mannose-6-phosphate isomerase, class I
Exons: 5
Coding region: 440-1678 (412 amino acids)
Biological process (GO): carbohydrate metabolic process; GDP-mannose biosynthetic process
Cellular component (GO): cytosol
Molecular function (GO): zinc ion binding; mannose-6-phosphate isomerase activity
Source: RefSeq, a predicted model, not a curated record
AACUCUGGUCUAGCUACGCGGUUGUUACUAUACUAGCAAGGACAGACAGAAUUUUAGGCGUUUCUUCUGGAUUGCCACGAUACUGUGUACAGCACGGAGACUGUACUUACUAUGCACCUUGUAGCAUCCAUUCCAAUUUCCAGCACGACGGAGUACGGUGUACGAUAAGACGGGGAUAAGAUAAGAUCCAUAAUUUUCCCAUCACUACUAUGUCGUGAGACCAUUCCUGGGUCGUUCCGACCAAUGAUCAGGGCAUGACGCCAUGCUGGGGAUCCGAGCAGGACCGUCAGUCCAUGACGCCAUGUUCACGCAGCCGUCUCGACUAUCAUAUAAAUCUCAAUGCUGAGAGGACUGGUGAAUCGACCUAUUCCUCUUGAUUUAGAUUUGGAUUGAUCUCAUGCCGAUUGGUUCAUUCUUUUGACCGAUUUGACAGUCCACCAUGGCAGCGAAGGUGUUUCAGCUCAAGUGCGGGUGUAAGAACGACCCCUGGGGCAAAACAGGCAAGGACUCGUUAGCCGGCGUCCUGUGUUCUAAGACCCCUGGGGCUUUGGAGUGGGAUGACUCCAAGACGUAUUCCGAGAUGUGGAUGGGUACCUAUCCUACCGUUCCCUCUCGGAUCCUGGCCACCGACGAACUCCUCAGCGAGUAUCUCCAAAAACACCCCGAGGUCGUCGGCCAGUCGGUGCUGGAGAAAUGGGGCCCUGAAGUCCCGUUCCUCCCCAAAAUCCUCUCCUUCAGCAAAGCCCUCCCCCUCCAAAUCCACCCCGACAAAGCCCUCGCCGAAAAACUCCACCAAACCGAUCCCAACAAAUACUCCGACCCGAACCACAAACCCGAAAUCGCCAUCGCCCUCUCCAACUUCGAACUCUUCGCCGGCUUCAAACCCCUCUCCGACAUCUCUACCCUCAUGAGAAUCGCCCCCCUCCAACGCUUCCUUCCCCCCGACCACCCCCAAACCUUCACCGACUCUCACCUCCGCGACCUCACCCGUACCCUCCUCAGCCUCCCCGCCUCCCUCAUCUCCACCACUGUUAACGAACUCCUCUCCAUCCCGGAAUCCAACUUUGGUCCGACCCAGCGGUACAUCCCGGGCCUCCUCGACCGUCUCCGCAAACAAUACCCCGAUACCGACCCCGGGAGUCUCGUCGCCGUCUUACUCAUGAACUACAUGACGCUCGGCCCCGGCGAAGCCGUUUGUGUUCCGGCAGAUAGUGUGCAUGCGUACCUGUGCGGAGAUAUCCUGGAGUGUAUGGCCCGGUCGGACAAUGUGCUGAAUACGGGGUUCUGUGCCCCGGCGGAGAGGGAUGAUGUCGGGUUGUUUACGGAGGCGUUAACUUUCAAGCCGCACGCCGUGGACGAGGGGGUGUUGGGGAGGAGGAAAUCGGUGGUUGGGGGGAUUGGGGAGGGGAGGACGGAGGUUUAUCAGCCGCCGUUUGGGGAGUUUGGGGUUUUGGGCGUGAGUCUGGGAGCCGGGGAAAGGGAGAGGCAUGGGAGGCUGGAGGGAUUGAGUUUGGUGGUGGUUGUGAAGGGGAAAGGGUGGAUGGAGGUGACUGGGGGGGAAGGGGAGGGAGAGAAGUGGGAGAUUGGGGAGGGAGCGGUGUUUUUUGUAGGUGCUGGGGUGGACUUGGAGUUUGGCACUGAGAAGGGGUUGUUGGUUUAUCGGCCGUAUGCGGAGUAAAAUGCUGUGGUGCGGGUGAUGUGUAUUUAUAGGGUUGUCCGGCUAUGGGUGGGCUGGACGAGUACAUGGAGUUGGAGGGAAGAUUGCACCUGGGAUGUGCUGAAGGGCAUUUUAUGUCACUAGUCAUGUACCUCGUUAAUUAUAGAUCAACUCUAGCCUUACACAGAU